This is a messenger RNA of Tilletiaria anomala UBC 951, 1320 nucleotides long. RefSeq names its product kinase-like protein. Bases 1 to 1320 code for a protein of 439 amino acids. Gene Ontology annotation, cellular component: nucleus. The record is from RefSeq and is a predicted model, not a curated record. Lineage: Eukaryota; Fungi; Basidiomycota; Exobasidiomycetes; Georgefischeriales; Tilletiariaceae. Gene Ontology annotation, molecular function: ATP binding; protein serine/threonine kinase activity. The transcript is spliced from 7 exons. Gene Ontology annotation, biological process: protein phosphorylation; mitotic DNA damage checkpoint signaling.
AUGGUUGAGUGGCUGACUUACGCACGUCCUUGUCCUUCUUCACCCUUACAGGAGCUUGAAAAGAUCGGAGAUGAGAUCGAGGCGCUGGAGCGCUCGAUUCGCGGCUUGGCGCAGAACUACCAGAUCGUGGACAAGCUUGGCGAAGGCACGUUCUCGACCGUGUACAAGGCAAUCGACGUGAACCAUCUGGAUUACUUCAACAGAUGGUGGACAUGGAAGACAUUGAAGCAGGACGCAACUGGCCGGUACAUUCCAAGCACGCGGAAAACGGUCUAUGUCGCGCUGAAGAGGAUCUACGUGACGAGCUCUCCAGCUAGAAUCUUGAACGAGUUAGAGCUUAUGGAGAAAAUGCGACCCUACGAUAAUGUUGCUUUCCUCAUUACUGCUUGGCGCCACGAGGAUCAGAUCAUGGCUGUCAUGCCUUAUAGCCGUCACCAGGAUUUUCGCGAGUAUUACCGCAAGAUCCCCUUAAGCGACCUCAAGUGCUACUUCCGCUGUCUAUUCGGUGCGCUCGAAUCGGUUCAUUCGGAGAAUAUCAUGCACCGCGAUGUCAAGCCCGCCAACUUCUUGUACGAUCCUGCUACGGGUUAUGGUACGCUGUGUGACUUUGGUCUCGCCGAGCUAUUCGACCCGCUAGAAUGGCGCGGCAAAUGCCACCACGUCUGUCCAAGCGUGGCCGAUCCGCAUGGUACGACGGCCAUCAACCAUGCCGUGCACAGCACGCACCUGCUGCCAGGCGGUGCACUUGGACCGCAGAAGCCAGCGAGCAGCAAGUUGAAAUCCGCCAUGGCGCCGCCUGAACGCGUCGGAUACCUUAAGGACGAUCCGCGUCCGAGCGUGCGUGCGAACCGUGCGGGUACGAGGGGCUUCCGAGCUCCCGAGGUGCUGUUGAAGUGUCAGGAUCAGACCGUCUCCAUCGACAUUUGGUCGGCUGGCAUCGUAAUGCUUGCCUUCCUGACGAAGCGCUUCCCGCUCUUCAAUGCCAAUGACGAUAAUGAAGCCCUGCUCGAGAUUGCAACCAUUUUCGGCAGGAGACGCAUGGAGCAAUGCGCAAUGUUACACAAUCGCACGUUCAAAUGCAAUAUUCCAUCCGUUGAAGAAGCAAAGACGCACAGAAUCCCCGACUGGAUCAAACUCGUCAAUCCUUCGCUCUGGAACCCAGGCGACCAUCCGGACCCAUUGAAGUACUCGCAAGAUGUCGCGCAGGCCGUCGACCUGUGCAGGGAAUGCCUGCAUCUCGAUUGCACGCGUCGUCUUACCGCGUCCCAGCUGCUGCAGCAUCCUUUCCUGGGCCUAGACUUGCAUGACGACGGGAUGUGA